Pediculus humanus corporis (human body louse) is the source of this 1233-nucleotide messenger RNA. RefSeq names its product aspartate aminotransferase, cytoplasmic, putative. The transcript is spliced from 8 exons. The coding region runs from base 1 to 1233 and encodes 410 amino acids. Gene Ontology annotation, cellular component: cytosol. The record is from RefSeq and is a predicted model, not a curated record. Gene Ontology annotation, molecular function: L-aspartate:2-oxoglutarate transaminase activity; pyridoxal phosphate binding. Gene Ontology annotation, biological process: L-aspartate biosynthetic process. Lineage: Eukaryota; Metazoa; Arthropoda; Insecta; Psocodea; Pediculidae.
AUGGCUGGACGUUUCGGUCUUGUUAAAUUAGGUCCCCCGAUAGAAGUUUUUGCAUUAAAUAGAGCAUAUCUCGAAGAUGAAAAUCCGAAUAAAGUAAAUUUAGGAGUUGGUGCUUAUAGAACUGAUGAAAAUAAACCAUGGGUUUUACCGGUUGUCAAAAAGGUUGAAAAAGCUUUAGCUGAAGAUCCUUCACAAAAUCAUGAAUAUUUACCCAUAUUAGGUUUAGAUGCUUUUACUAAAGCAGCUACUAGUAUGCUAUUAGGAGAAAAUAGUCAAGCUUUAGCCGAAGGAAGGGCUUUCGGAGUUCAAACCUUAAGCGGAACAGGAGCAUUAAGAAUUGGUGCUGAAUUUUUAUCGAAAAUAUUAAAAUAUAAUACAUUUUACUAUUCCAAACCCACAUGGGAAAAUCACCAUUUGGUAUUUGUGAACUCUGGUUUCACUGACCCACAUACUUAUACUUAUUGGGAUCCUAAGACUAAAUCUAUUGAUUUUGAAGCAAUGUGCAAGGAUAUUAGUUCUGCACCUGAAAAUUCAGUCAUUAUUCUUCAUGCUUGCGCUCAUAAUCCGACAGGAUGUGAUCCGACGAGAGAACAAUGGAUGUUACUCGCAGAAAUAAUGAGGGAAAAGAAACUUUUCCCGUUUUUCGAUUCGGCUUAUCAGGGAUUCGCAUCCGGGGAUUUGGAUGAGGAUGCUUGGGCCGUACGAUAUUUUGCCGAACAAGGUUUUGAAAUGCUCGUCUCGCAAUCAUUCGCUAAAAAUUUCGGACUUUACAACGAAAGAGUUGGAAAUUUGACUUUCGUCGUCGCCGAUAAAUGCGUUAUACCAUCGAUUAAAUCUCAAGUAACGAUUAUAAUAAGAGGAAUGUAUUCGAAUCCACCCAAUCACGGUUGUCGAAUCGUUGCCACGGUUCUCAAUAAUCCAGAAUUGUAUAAGGAAUGGAAACAAUGCAUUAGAAUAAUGUCGAAUAGAAUAAAAGAAAUGAGGAAAGGUUUGAAGGAAAGGUUGCGAGAUUUGAAAACUCCAAACGAUAACAAAUGGAAUCACAUAACCGAACAAAUCGGAAUGUUUUCAUAUACUGGACUCAAUCCCGGACACGUGGAACUCCUUCGUCAAAAUCAUCACGUUUACAUGUUGAAAUCCGGUAGGAUAAACAUGUGCGGUUUAACGUCGAAAAAUUUAAAUUACGUUGCUGCUGCCAUACACGAUGCCGUCACGUCCGACAACAGUAUUUAA